Messenger RNA from Galdieria sulphuraria, 1587 nucleotides. RefSeq names its product ribose-phosphate pyrophosphokinase. Gene Ontology annotation, cellular component: ribose phosphate diphosphokinase complex; cytoplasm. Bases 160 to 1341 code for a protein of 393 amino acids. Gene Ontology annotation, molecular function: ribose phosphate diphosphokinase activity; magnesium ion binding. NCBI's taxonomy places the organism in Eukaryota, Rhodophyta, Bangiophyceae, Galdieriales, Galdieriaceae. The transcript is spliced from 2 exons. The record is from RefSeq and is a predicted model, not a curated record. Gene Ontology annotation, biological process: 5-phosphoribose 1-diphosphate biosynthetic process; purine nucleotide biosynthetic process.
GUUCUACUUCCCAAAGAAUUGUCGAUUUUGGUACACAACGGAUUGUCACAAGUUGUUGUGGGAAGCCACGUACUGAUGAAAUAUACCAAGCAUAAAAGAGUCGUUUGUUGCUAUAUACAUUGUUGUGUACCACUGAAACAAGGGAAGUGCCUGGAGCGAAUGCAAAAUCUCUCGUCUUCUUUUCCUUCAUCUACUUCUUGGUUUCGUCUUCGUCGUGCAUAUCGUAGAGUUUGGCCGUUGUCUUGUGUGGAAAAUGAUAAACAUCAUUCUGACGUAAGAAAAGAAACCUUGUCACCAUUAACGUCAACCUACAGUCCAGUAACUGUACCAGAAUCUAUAGAAACAUCUGCUCUUUCAGACUUGUCCACAGAAGAAAAACACUAUGGUGGUCUGAGUUUCGGUAGUCAUAAAAUACGUAUUUAUUCAGGUUCUUCAAACACUGAAUUAGCAAGCGAAGUUGCCAAGUAUUUGGGCAAACCAGAACUAAGCCCUAUUAUGAGAAAGCGCUUUUCUGACGGUGAAAUCUAUGUUCGUUUGGAAGAAUCAGUUCGUGGUUGCUCAGUAUUCUUGUUACAGUCCACGUGUUAUCCAGCAAAUGAUCACUUAAUAGAACUACUCUUGAUGAUUGACGCCUGUCGUAGAGCACAUGCUUCACAAGUGACUGCAGUUUUACCCUACUAUGGCUAUGCAAGAGCAGACCGACUUGUAGAUCCAGAUACGAAGAGAAGAGAAGCUUUGGCGUCCAAGUUGGUGGCAAAUAUGAUUUGUGAAGCUGGGGCCGAUCGAGUUAUAGUUAUGGAUAUUCACUCUCCACAAACUUGUGGUUUCUUUGAUAUUCCCUUGGAUCACAUAUUCGCCUCUCCUUGUCUUGUUGAGUAUCUUUUGAAGAAUUGUCCUAGUGAUAUGGUCGUUGUUGCUCCAGACGUCGGUGGAGUCGCUAGAGCUCGUGCUUUUGCAAAACAACUAAACGAUGCACCUCUGGCAAUAAUUGAUAAAAGAAGAGAACAACAUAAUAUCGCAAAGGUUCUUAAUCUUAUAGGAGAUGUAAGGGGUCGAACAGCAGUUUUAGUGGACGAUAUGAUCGAUACUGGAGGAACAAUAGCGGAAGCUGCCAAAAGCUUGAGGGAGAAUGGAGCAAAGAGAGUUUUUGCUGUCGCUACUCAUGCUGUUUUUUCUGGAGCUGCAAUUGAGCGACUUUCCAGUGGUGUGUUUGAGGAAGUCAUAGUCACAAAUACUAUUCAAGUGCCGAAGGAGAAGAGAUUCCCCCAGUUGCGCAUUGUGAAUGUUGCUUCGUUGUUAGGAGAAACAAUAUGGAGAGUACAUGAGGAUUCGUUAUAUUGAUAGGAUAGGAUUUGUAUCUAUUAAAGUAGAAAUCUGAGAACGUGCUUGAAAUACUUAGUUUUGGUUUUUGUUAAUGGGAAGCGUAAGUUCUCUUUGUCAUUGAAAGUUCCCAAAUGUCUUUUGCGGUCAAUAAGAGUUGAAGUUUAUUAUCUUCAAACAUAAAUAACGAUAGAAAAAGGUUUCUAGAUCUUGAAGUAUUUCAUGUUUUCAAAACCAUGGUGGAUUCAUAAACAUACCAACUUGAAG